CUGCGCAAAAUCUCCGUCUCCAUCCACCGCUCGCCGACGCUCCUGUUGCCGAGUUGGAGAAAAGCCAUAGAAGAGCUGGAGAUGGAGUUUCGAAAGCUCCCACGCGACGUCCGCACUCGGUGGAACUCCACGUUCCGAAUGCUGGUCGCCGUGCUUGAGUAUCGCGAGGCGAUAGAAAAGAUGACGGCGACGCAGGCGAAUGGCCUACGUCGGUGGGAGCUGAGCGAGAGGGAGUGGGAGAUUGCGACGCAACUCCGUGACGUCUUCUAUGACGCGACACAAUUUUUCUCGCGUGAAGGCGAGGAGGCUCCGGAUCUCACCGAUGUGAUCCCGUCCAUGGACCUGAUUGACCAUCAACUCGCGACGGAUGCGAUCAACACCGACCUCGACCCUGCCAUCCGUGUUGCCAUUGGCAUGGCGAAACGCACCAUCAAUCGGUAUUACGACAAGAGCGAUGAGUCGGCUGCCUACCGCAUCGCUAUGGGUACGUCAUCUCUCCUUUAA
Fomitopsis serialis is the source of this 504-nucleotide messenger RNA. RefSeq lists its product as uncharacterized. The record is from RefSeq and is a predicted model, not a curated record. The transcript has 2 exons. The annotation marks the transcript as partial. Lineage: Eukaryota; Fungi; Basidiomycota; Agaricomycetes; Polyporales; Fomitopsidaceae.